Messenger RNA from Nilaparvata lugens (brown planthopper), 1933 nucleotides. RefSeq lists its product as uncharacterized. The record is from RefSeq and is a predicted model, not a curated record. The transcript has 4 exons. NCBI's taxonomy places the organism in Eukaryota, Metazoa, Arthropoda, Insecta, Hemiptera, Delphacidae. Bases 206 to 721 code for a protein of 171 amino acids.
AAAAACUAGAACCUGCCAGGCUGAGCUUCGAACGCCUCGCGAUGAAUAUCGGAUUGAGCCGUAAUGCGAUCUGCGUUGCACCACACUCCGCCGCCACUGAUUCACUUUCACCGGGCUGACUGCUUUCCAACGGUGGGGGGGGGGUCCAGAAGGGGUAAGAGAGGAGAGGGGUGGUGCGUCGUCGACGUGCGAGCAGAGCAAGUGCAUGACAAUCGUCCGAGGAAGCGGUCUCUACACCGACCAAUACAAGAUGUUGAUGGGCAUGGUAGUGCUGUCAGUGGUGGGCGUGGCCAGCAUACAGGCGCACCCUCACCCGAUUGGCCUGCUGUCCAGUGUCGACGGAGAUGCCAGCAUAGUAGUCAAGCAGUCGCCCUUCUCUGUGAGGACACUGCGAGACAGUUCGUUCCCCGAGCCCUGGCUGGACAGUGAGGCCCAAGCAAAGCCUGACAGGAGACUCAGGCGACAGCUCAACUUCAUUCAAACAAAAUUAGUGGAUGUUCUGCACCCCCAACCAAUAGUGGACACAAUGAAGGAAGAAGAAAGGUAUGGCAAUACAGUGGAGCACACGUUUGGCAAAAAAGUCGUCAGGGCAAUUGAAAGCCUUUCCAAAGUUAUCAACACUGCUUUCGAAUUUCCGGUGAACACAGUUAAGAAAGCAACGAAAAGUGCAACUGAAGCUCUCAACGCAAUUGGAGGAAAAAUAGUAGGACUUCAAAAGUGAUGAAGACAUUGAGUAUCUUUGUCAGCUCAGGGAAUGAAGAACAAGCAUAUUCCGCUUUCAAGAUUUUGCGGAAAGUAUAAUGUGAUAAUAGUUUCCAAAAAUACAUUGUGAGGUAUAUUUACGAGCAGUUACAUCAAAGGGAUCAAUCAAAGGAAGAUGGAGAAUUAAAGAGUGAGGAGAGGAGCCGAAAUUGAUUCAUUCAAUUCUACGUAUAUUAUUUUAAUCAAAAUAUGAACAUAUAGUUGAAAUACAUGUGAAUUGGUGAACUAUUGGACUUGUGAAUAUAGUUUACAUGUAGUACACAAUAGUUUACACGUUCAAUCAAAAUUCAGUGAAUUCUACCAACCCGCAUUGGAUAAAUUUGAGCGCUUCAUUAACCGGAUCACGAGUUCUUUACAAAUAAUUCAAAGAUUUGACUGCAAAAAUGUGCCUUAAAACUUCAGUGAACUUCAUAGAACGGUUACUGAAUUUUACAAAUAUAGCUUAUAUAUAAAAAGUGUAGGAGAUACAACAAGAAAAGGAGUUGAAAAUCAAAUAUUUAUUAGCAAAGCUAUCAAUAACUUUAAUGGUAGAAGAACAUAAAUAAGGUAACUUUACAAUCUUUAUCGUUAUAGAUUUCAUUGGUAAACUUCAAUAAAUUUUUGUCCCAAUCUCAUCUGACAUACUUUCCGUUCAUAAUUUUUUUUGCAUCAUUAUUGGUAAAUAUAAUGAUAUUAAAAUUGAUAAAUUUUCGAGUCUAGUCGAAGUAAAUUAUACACAAAUUAGUUGACGAUUGUAAUAAAUAGGAUUAAAUGAAGUUGGCCGUCAGAAAAUUGCUUGCCAAACCCCACAUCUUGCUGCCAUAUUUUGAAUAUGUAAGCUAGUAGUUAGUUAUAGUUCUUUGGUGAUCAAUUUUCAAUCUUGGAACAUUGAACCGCUGAUUUUAAUGUCUGGUAACAUUCAUAAUAAUUAAUAUUACUGAGGGCAAUAGUGUCGAAUCAUUAAUUACUUAAGACUCCCAAAUAAUUAUGCUAUGAAAAUGUUUCAAUUUUUUCUUAGUUCAAUAUUAUUUUCUUAAGCAUGAAAAUUUCCAAAAAUAAAUUUCCUCACCAAAUUCUAGGGUUGUGAAAAAUAAUUGGAUGAUUAAUAAUGUUGAUAGAGAUGUAAAAGCUUUGUACCAUAAAACUGUAACAAUGAUAAAUAAAUUAUUACUCUAGCAUUACUCAACCUAAA